Molecule: messenger RNA, 1341 nt
Organism: Sphenostylis stenocarpa
Lineage: Eukaryota; Viridiplantae; Streptophyta; Magnoliopsida; Fabales; Fabaceae
Source: the annotation of a GenBank genome assembly
AUGCGGAGUGCAUUGAGUGAGAGAAAGACAAUGCCAAUGUCUCAUUUUCGAACACCAUUUUCAUUUCCUCUAUUGCUAAUCAUCUUCAACCUCGUCCCUUCCUACGCACUCUAUGGAGCAUCCUCGCCCGUGCUUCAACUUACUCCCUCCAACUUUAAGUCCAAGGUUCUAAAUUCAAAUGGAGUUGUUCUUGUUGAAUUCUUUGCUCCAUGGUGUGGACACUGUCAGGCUCUGACUCCUGUAUGGGAGAAGGCAGCUACUGUGUUGAAGGGCGUGGUUACUGUGGCAGCACUUGAUGCUGAUGCUCACAAGUCUUUGGCUCAGGAAUAUGGAAUUAGAGGAUUUCCAACUAUAAAAGUGUUUGCUCCUGGAAAGCCCCCGGUUGAUUACCAAGGAGCCAGAGAUGUCAAACCAAUUGCUGAAUUUGCACUUCAACAGGUAAAGGCUCUUCUAAAGGAUAGGUUAAAUGGAAAAGCUACAGGGGGAUCAAAUGAAAAGACAGAAACCAGUUCUUCAGUAGAAUUAAACUCUGGAAACUUUGAUGAAUUGGUCCUCAAAAGCAAAGAACUCUGGAUUGUGGAAUUUUUCGCACCAUGGUGUGGCCAUUGUAAAAAAUUAGCUCCUGAGUGGAAGAAAGCAUCCAAUAAUUUGAAAGGGAAAGUUAAACUGGGCCAUGUUGACUGUGAUGCUGAGAAGUCUCUAAUGAGCAGGUUCAAAGUCCAAGGAUUCCCAACAAUCUUGGUAUUUGGUGCUGAUAAAGAUAGCCCUAUUCCUUAUGAAGGCGCACGAACUGCUGCAGCUAUUGAAUCAUUUGCAUUAGAGCAGCUGGAAACAAAUGUUGCUCCCCCAGAAGUGACAGAGAUACACAGUCCAGAUGUUUUGGAAGAGAAGUGUGGCCCUGCCGCAAUCUGUUUUGUUGCGUUCCUUCCUGACAUUUUGGAUUCCAAGGCUGAGGGGAGAAACAGAUAUCUUCAGCAGUUAUUAUCAGUUGCAGAGAAGUUUAAAAGAAGUCCGUACAGCUAUGUCUGGGUAGCUGCAGGGAAGCAGCCGGAUCUUGAAAAGUAUGUGGGUGUUGGUGGAUAUGGUUAUCCAGCUUUAGUAGCCCUUAACCUUAAGAAAGCUGUUUAUGCUCCUCUCAAGAGUGCUUUUGAACUUGACCAAAUUAUAGAAUUUGUGAAAGAUGCUGGGCGUGGAGGCAAAGGGAAUUUACCCCUGCAAAGCACUCCAACCAUUGUAAAGACAGAACCAUGGGAUGGAAAAGAUGGAGAAAUAAUUGAGGAGGAUGAAUUUUCUCUUGAAGAACUAAUGGGGGAAGAUGCUUCAAGCAAGGAUGAGCUAUGA